CAGCAGGCGGGCCCCCGCGCGGCAGGGCCCUGGACCCGCGCGGCUCCCGGGGAUGGUGAGCAAGGCGCUGCUGCGCCUCGUGUCUGCCGUCAACCGCAGGAGGAUGAAGCUGCUGCUGGGCAUCGCCUUGCUGGCCUACGUCGCCUCUGUUUGGGGCAACUUCGUUAAUAUGAGCUUUCUACUCAACAGGUCUAUCCAGGAAAACGGGGAACUAAAAAUCGAAAGCAAGAUUGAAGAGAUGGUUGAACCACUAAGAGAGAAAAUCAGAGAUUUAGAAAAAAGCUUUACCCAGAAAUACCCACCAGUAAAGUUUUUAUCGGAAAAGGAUCGGAAAAGAAUUUUGGUAACCGGAGGCGCAGGGUUCGUGGGCUCCCAUCUAACUGACAAACUCAUGAUGGACGGCCACGAGGUGACCGUGGUGGACAAUUUCUUCACGGGCAGGAAGAGAAACGUGGAGCACUGGAUCGGACAUGAGAACUUCGAGCUGAUUAACCACGACGUGGUAGAGCCCCUCUACAUCGAGGUUGACCAGAUAUACCAUCUGGCAUCUCCAGCCUCCCCUCCAAACUACAUGUAUAAUCCUAUCAAGACAUUAAAGACCAAUACGAUUGGGACAUUAAACAUGUUGGGGCUGGCAAAACGAGUCGGCGCCCGUCUGCUCCUGGCCUCCACAUCGGAGGUGUAUGGAGAUCCUGAAGUCCACCCUCAAAGUGAGGAUUACUGGGGCCACGUGAAUCCAAUAGGACCUCGGGCCUGCUAUGAUGAAGGCAAACGUGUCGCAGAGACCAUGUGCUAUGCCUACAUGAAGCAGGAAGGCGUGGAAGUACGAGUGGCCAGAAUCUUCAACACCUUUGGACCACGCAUGCACAUGAAUGAUGGGCGGGUGGUCAGCAACUUCAUCCUGCAGGCGCUCCAAGGGGAGCCGCUCACGGUAUACGGAUCUGGGUCUCAGACAAGGGCGUUCCAGUACGUCAGUGAUCUGGUGAAUGGCCUCGUGGCUCUCAUGAACAGCAACGUCAGCAGCCCAGUCAACCUGGGGAACCCAGAAGAACACACAAUCCUAGAAUUUGCUCAGUUAAUUAAAAACCUUGUUGGUAGCGGAAGUGAAAUUCAGUUUCUCUCCGAAGCCCAGGAUGACCCACAGAAAAGAAAACCAGACAUCAAAAAAGCGAAGCUGAUGCUGGGGUGGGAGCCCGUGGUUCUUUUUCAUCUCUUGUCAUUAUCAUCAUAGAUCCUGGCAUCCCUGUUGUUUCUGACAGUCUUCAAGGUAAAAGUGAAAAGAUUUUGGGGGAUUGUGAGUUAUUUUAAGGAUACCCUGGCAAAACUGUUCAGCCAAGUUAAAAGGGUUGCCCAGAAAGUCAGAUUCUCGAUGAAUCUAGGUCCCCGCUGUUUUGGUUCAUGACUGCCCUGGGUUCUGCCUCCUGAAUGUGCCCUGGUGGAAACUUCCAGCCAUUGACCUUACACCAUAGGUAACGUGAUCCAGUGCCCGAUAACUCUUGGCAUAUGAUGGGGCCCUUACUUUAGGAACGAACAGCAAAGCUGAAUUUUCUGCUUCCUAUUUCCCCGAGCCACGCCUCCUCCCUGCCACCCUGCCCUGUGGAAGCCAGGCCUGCAGCCAGAGGCAACACCCACCGCUUCGUCAAAGCCCAUGUAGAGAAACUGCUGGUACCACUGCUGCACCUCGGGCCGGGUCCGGUCCCACAGCUGCCGCUUCUGGCGCUUCAGGCUGCCGAGGAAUUCUUUGGCUUUGUUCUCAUCAACGGCCACUUUCGUCUUAGUUGGAACAGGUGCUGAAAUCAUCAAUUCCCCAUCCCCAAAGCACAAAGAAUGAUUUCUUUCCUCACUGGCGGUGAAUCCCUAUUAUACAUUCCAUCCCCACCACCAUGCAUAGGAAGAUUUUAACUCUCAACUUCAUUCUUACUUGCAUGUGGCAAUGUGACACAGCCUCACAGCAUCCAUCACCAUGCUUCCUGUUGGUAAGUUCUAUUUGGUACAGCCAUAUAAAGAGGCAUGGACUAAACUUCAACCUCUGUGUCCUCAGGGUAGAAAUGAAAUUCAGCUCAUCAUUCAAGAAACAGACUGGAUGUCUAGUGCCACACAGGUAUACGGGCAUGUCCAUUGCAUUUGCAAACACAAGAGGGUUGUGCUUGGCUCAGGAGAUUAUGUAAGAGAAAGGAACUGGAAUGACGAGCCCCGAGUGAGCAGGGACCAGACCCUGCCCAACAGGAGAGCUGAUUCUCACACCAGGCUGCCGAGACACAGAAUUCCCUUAAGCCAAUGCCUCUCUGCGCCUCACAGUCUGACCAUUGAUGCAGGAUACUGACCCGCACCCUCACACUGUUGCUGCUCCUAACAUCUUUCCAUCACAGUCUCAAUUGCUGAAACGGAACCACUUCUGCAGGUUGUGCUCGAGGAAGCCACUGUGCCAUUAGGCAUUCUGCCCCUGCUGUCACGUUCUCAGCCCCUGUCCCCUUAUCUAUAAAAGUGGAUGGACAGUCCCUCUCAAAGACGUUAGGAAAAAUGCACAGGAUCAUGCAAAUGCAGGGUUGAUGCGUUUGUUGGUCAUAUGGAUAAAUAUCAGCAGGGAUUUUUGUUUGUUUGCAGUCCCUUCAGGGACUGUUACACUGUUUUGUAUACAGUAGGUGCUCAAUAUGUGUUUCUUGGUUUGAACCGAGACAAGGCUGCGGGAUGCACACCUAGGAGUUGUGACUGCCUCAGCAACUUGCUCACCUAUAACAAGCUGGUUCUGUGAGGGCGUUGUUCAUCCCUGGGCAUCGGUGAGGUGAGGCUCUCACCACCACACAGCACAGGGAGGGGACACUCUGAGCUGCCUCAGAGACUGGGGGUGGGCCAGGGCUUCAUGGGUGGCUGGAAACCCAGGGAAAGAUGCUGGGAACGCCCCCGAGGAACUCCUUGCCUGCAAGAGUGGCCGCCUGUUCUCCAGCCACCUGUGGGAGGGUCCCUGAGCAGCGACUAGGAGGUGUGGGAAGAACGACUGAGGACCCCACUUCAAGGAGGAAGUUCAGCCUGCUAGAAUCCCCCGUAAACUAGGAGGGUAAGAAUAUGUGACUAAAUGGUCACAUCAGAAGUGUGGUGACACUUUUUCACUUCUAAGGGAUUCUUAAUUUUGCAGAUAGAGAUGAAAGUUGGGAGAGGGAAAAUGACAUUCACAAGACCCCACAAUUGAUUCACCUGAUGUGAUUACAGCAGGUCCAGAACCUGUGUGUUGUGACCCCCAGACUGUUCAAUUUCUAUGACAUUUUGCCACCGUCACAUUUAUCUUAGAUGCAUUUUUCAAAACAGAGGCUAAUAACAAGAAACGCUUUCUUGUUUGAAACCCUUCCCCAUGAGCUCAUGGGAGACAUGGACUACUGCAACAGUGCUGUUCCACGCCUGCCCCACCAGCUGAGGAUUAUGUGCUCCAAAGAUAAUCUCUGAAGUGCUUCAUGGUCCUAAAAUAAAUAGCAUGCAAUUAACUGUA
Macaca mulatta (Rhesus monkey) is the source of this 3481-nucleotide messenger RNA. The record is from RefSeq and is a predicted model, not a curated record. NCBI's taxonomy places the organism in Eukaryota, Metazoa, Chordata, Mammalia, Primates, Cercopithecidae.